This is a messenger RNA of Anolis carolinensis (green anole), 5415 nucleotides long. It is a transcript of the gene efcab7, whose product is annotated as EF-hand calcium binding domain 7. Gene Ontology annotation, cellular component: ciliary membrane; plasma membrane protein complex. Bases 101 to 1978 code for a protein of 625 amino acids. The transcript is spliced from 14 exons. NCBI's taxonomy places the organism in Eukaryota, Metazoa, Chordata, Lepidosauria, Squamata, Anolidae. The record is from RefSeq and is a predicted model, not a curated record. Gene Ontology annotation, molecular function: calcium ion binding. Gene Ontology annotation, biological process: positive regulation of protein localization to ciliary membrane.
GGGACGAAAGGGCCGGAGAAGCGCCGCUCGAGGCGGAGCCCAGGAGGUUGCUAAGCAACUGCGACAAAGGACCGCCGGGAAAGCACAGGCCACGGCCAGGAUGGCUGGCAACGAGGAGAGCAAUGCAUCCCCCUUCAGUGAACAAACAGCAUCCUCAGAAAACUCUCAUUCAAAGAAAUCCCAGAAUUAUGAAGAGGAAAUGUUUUAUAAGAACUGCCGAGCAGCCUAUCUAGCAGUCUUUAAAAGCAGUUUAGAAAACAUUAAAUCAAAAGAGCAGCUGUGUUUGGUACUUCAGCAAGCGGGAAGAAAUCCAUCUCAGAAGACAGUUGAUAAAUAUUGGACUCCCCAGACUUUCACACUUAAUUUUGAUGAUUUUUGUUCCAUCUUAAAACAAGAAGAACCCACCAAGAGUACAGAGCUACUUAAAGCAUUUGCAAAUGCAGAUACAAAUAAUGAUGACUGUCUUCUCCAUAGUGAACUUUCUAGAAUCCUUACAACUAGAGGUGAAAAAAUGACUCUAGAUGAAGUUAAUGCAAUUCUUGAAUUGGCUGAAGUUAACAGUGAUGGCAAGUUUGACUACUACAAGUUUUGUGAAUUGUAUAUGACAGUCAAUGAACAAUGCCUGAAGACUGCACUAGAGAAACUGGAGGCUGACAGUAAACUGAAGUGUCAGCAGUUUGGAAGCCAGCUUGAGAGUUCGUCAGAAAUGACAAGAUCUCCAGUUUCAAAGCCAUUACCAAAAGCUACAAGGAAAACAGAAUCUGGAUCAAUGUUUAAAAAAGGUGUGAGAUGCUCUUCAGUUCCAGGUUACAAAACCUGUGCUUCUACGACUAUCCAUAUGGGUGCCAGCUACAACAAAAAUUCAAGGCUGAUAGAGGCAAAUACAACAAAGGAAUGGCACUUUGUAUACUCCAAAGGAUGCUUCUUCUUGCAGGACAAUGGUGAGAUAAUUAGUCAUAAAUACAAGUUGUCCUUACCCCAGACGUCUACAGUAUGUAUCACCAUUAAGCCUAUAAAGCUUGACCAAAUGGAAGAGAAAUGCUCACCAUGGUUAGCAGUGGACUCAGCUUUAUAUAUAUUUAAGGACAAUGAAACAGAAGACUACUUACAGCUUGUGAGCUUCACUGAGCUACACAAUAAUGAGGUGUUUGGUUGGAAAGGGGAACUUGGUGCCGGAGGCUAUUGGUUAAUCCCUUUUACCACAGGAUGUAGGUUUAAAAAAGUGAAAAAGGAAAUGAGAGGAGAAGCCAAACUCAUACAUAGAGAUGGCAGCAGAAAGUUGGUGCUUACUGAAGAGUUCAGAGCUGUCUUAUCAGAAAUAUUUGAAAUGAUUGAUUUGGAUGGAAAUGGCUUCAUCAGCCUGGAAGAAUACAACUUCUUUGAAAUGAGAACUAGUGGUGAGAAAUGUGAUAAAAACACUUGGGCCAUGUGCAAAGAGAAUUUUGAAAUGAAGAACAAUGAACUCACAAAAGAAGGAUUUAUGGAGCUGAAUCUCAUGGAAGCUAGUGAACAAGAUGGAGAACUUAGUAUCCCCUGGAAAACUUUGCUGUCAAUGGGAUAUAAUAGAGCAAUGGAGUUGGUGGAGGCAUGUCCUUUUUCUAUUCACAUCUAUGCAGAAAAAUGUAAACCCCAAAUUAAGCCAGUUUGUCUGGAAACAGGUGGAGAACAGCUUAAGAAUGCCAUCUGUGUGAGUGUUGUUAAUAAAGGAGAUGCCAAGCCAAUCGAUCACAAUGAAAAUAUAAUUAUCCAUACAUACAAAAGUGAUACACGUAUCACAGCUGUUAUUGAAAACAAGUCUGAAAACAAAGCACUCAUCCACCUCAACAGUGAGCAAAGUAAGAAUUGCAUAAAUAAUAGAGGACUCAAUACUUUUGCUGUUGAAGUGGUACCCAAGUCAAUGAUGGUCUGUCAGCACAUAAUGCCACUGAAUGAUAAAGAAGAAUGGAUAUACAGUUGUAUUUAUUCUGUCCUGACUUAAGUUAUUGUGGUUACAAAGUGGCAUUCUCCUGAUUCAUGAAGAAAGCUUCAGCUUUUUCUCUCCAAUGUGAGGAUGGUUUAAGUUAUCAUUUUUGAAAGAGAAACACUCUUCCUUAUUUCAGAUCUCCUCAUUAAUUGUCAUGAUUCUCAUUACCUUCCAGUUUUUGACAUCACAGAAUAACUGCUUGUUUCUUGCUUUUUUAUGGACAGCUUUGUAUACCAGUAGGUUUAAAGCUUUUUACCCUGGACAUUCAAACAGAAUCAGCUAAAGACUUAAAAACAGAGCAUUAUUAAUUUUGUUUGCAGAAACAUUUGUAUAGUGAAAAUGGAGAAUUCAUUCCAUCAUUGUCAUAUACCAACUGAAAGCAGCCCACACUUUGGCAAAUAGACAACAUUUUAAUAAUAAUAAUAAUCAUCAUCAUCAUCAUCAUCUUUUUUUAUAAUCUGCUUCCAUCUCCCCGAGGGGAUUCAAUGCGGUUCACGUGGGGGCCAAGCCCGAUCAACAGAUAAAACAAUACAACAGCAUAUAUAAUUAAAACAAUAACAGUAACAUAACAUUCAUAAAAUACAUAGCGAGCAUCAGGGCUAAAUGGUGGGGCUGUUAAAACCUAUGAAAUUGAUUAAAACAUAAAAUUAUCAAGCAAAAAGAAACAUUUUUAAAAAUGUGUAAAUGCUGAAGCAUUUGGCACACCUUGUCUGCCAACACACUACUGUAAGAACAAAAACUGUGGAAUCAAGUUAGUGUGUAGGGCAAAGGUGGUAAACAUAUCCAAUAAUGCAGGAUAAACAGGUGCCAAGAUUACAUCCACUGAACCUAUCUUAAUGUCAACACUGAAGCGAUUCUGUCUAUAAAGUAUCUCCAGAUUCUUCACAGUGGGCUAUCAAAUGGCAGUUAUUUGCUUCUUGUGGGCCAGAGUGGAAAUGACACUGCACAGAUGCAGUGGUGACAGAAAAUUGUAAUUUCUUCAUUGCCAUCAUUACCAUGGCAUGGACGUUUCAAUGAGCUCUAGCCCAUGUUUGAUUGAACUUUCUGCUGCCAUAAUACACUUGUUUCAUCACAACUCCCCAGUAAAUUAUAUGUGAGAGGGCAUGUUUAUAAGCAAUUGUGUCCACUGGUGUGGCACUUUCUCUAUUUUAGAGAUUACCUAAGGCUUCAACAUGAUCACUUGUCAAGGCAACAAUGAACUCCCAAGAGCAUCAGUCCUUAAUCAGCCUCCCAACCUGGAAGAUGCUCAGAGUCCCAGCAGGUAGUGAUCAAUCCAAAACAAUAGAAUGUUCUGCCAUACUCAGAUCAACAUGACCAGCACAGAUAAUUGGAUCCAGAGUGUGUCCUACAGCGUGGGUUGCACCAGAAAUGUAUGGCAAACAUGAAGUCCUGAGCUUCUCCUGAGGGAGAUGGCUCUGCGUGGAUGCUGAUGUCUCCCAAUACAACAAACCAUGGGGACUCCAAACACUGCCAUGUUCUCUAUCCAGGAAGUUCUCAUGUUGUCUUUUCCACUGAAGGGACUCAGCAUAUAUCCGAAGGAACUCAUCAUUGACUUUCUCUUCCGAGAGAGCUACCAGUUUGCCCUUGCUGCAGGUGUAAGUUAUGUUUUGUGGUAAGAAGACAAACAUUGCAUAGGCAUCACAGCAGACAACUAUGGGUCCCUCUACCUCUAUCUCUGCAGUUAUUUCUUUUCUCUUCAUUUCUUCUCCACAGCAUUACAUUGCUUCUCUGUUUUCCCCAUGUUCCUUGAAACUUUCUUCCAAGGCAGGUCUGUCAUUCCCAUGAAAUUUAGCAGCAUUGAUUCAAUUGCUCUAGAGCUACCCCAGCAUCACUUACAGGUUAAAUGGGGAACCUGUAUUCCCCAAUAGUCACCAUUGUGCUAUUACCUCUAAGAAAUGUGCAUGCCAGACUUUCCUACUAUGUUCUGUAUAGCUUCUUUGUAAGACUGUUUUGAACGAGCUAGGGAAGACCAAGGUCCUGAGCUGAUUUGAGUAAUGCAGGUCCCUUCUUAAAGGCAAAAAAUCACAUACAGCCUGUCUAACCCCUGCCCUGCCCCAAACCCAUCCCAAAUAAACAACUAGCAGGCUCUGGGUCACAAUUUCCACUUAUGUAAAAGAUCAUCAUGCCUUAUACAAUAUGGGAUGCAAUUUUCUUUGUUCCCACUCUAAUGGGGGAAAUGCCACACUUGGUUGCUCUUCUCCCUAUAAUGCAUUGACAGACAUUACAUUUUCUUUCUUUCUUUCUUUAAAGUUAAAGCACUAAAGCUAUCUUAGUUGAGAGAAAAGAACAUUGCAACUUACCUGUGACCCUUCAGUUUUCAACUCUGCCUGUUCUGCUGAACCUGACAAGCAGGGAGUGAGCUAUGUCUAUUUAAUAAUACUCUUCAGUAAUACUUCAGAGUGGUCAGGGUCUCACAACUUCUGAGUAUUUUUUUUCAGCUUUUCUCUUUUCAAGACCUCUUAGGUGUCAUUCAAGUAAAGCAGAAUGAUAACAUUUGUACAGAGCUAACCUUUUAUCUCCCAAAGAAUGCUUAAAAUACAUCGAUGUGGAAGAAAUCUCAAGUUGUAAUUGCCAGAAUUCUUUAGGGAAAUCUUUGGCAUUUAAAAACUGUAACAUGAGCAUGUGGUUUGAAUGUUUCAAUUUGCAAUGCAAAAUAUUAUUGCUGCAAAAUAAAAUGCAAAUGAAAAGCUAAUCCACCUUUAAUCUGCUGCUAUGAGGGUACUUUGUACAUUGGGCAUUUUACUAAUUCAUUUAAAUAUAUCAGUUUAAAGAAUGGUACUGCUGCUUAUAAUUUAAAUGAGAUAUCAGAUUUAUAUGACCUUGUCUAAGAUAGUGCAAGAAGUCUUAAAAGCUAUAUUUAUCUUGCAGCCAGUCUUGUACUUUGACUUCUUCUACUGUAACAGGAUGCCAGGCAAGCAAAUGUCAGUUCUAAAAUUAAAACCAUGCUUACAGUGCAGAGUCUGUGUAAGUCUAGCUGAAAAAGUUCUUACUGAUGUAUGGUUUUGGUAUAUGUGUAUAUGUAUCUCUGUCUCCAUACAAACACAGUUAAUAUUAAACUAAUUUAACAGUUUUUUACCCUUUCACGCAGCCUAAACUCCCUUCAGCAAGAGUACCUGCAAAGUAGUCUUCUCCCGUAUGAGCUUAUCUAAGAUAUUUGCUUUGUAUCUUUCUGCCAGAUGUUCAUGAUUUAGUAAGGGCAGAUGUGACACUUAGAAUUAGGGACAGCAGGAGUACCAGAAUGUUAUACCUGGGUGUAUCACUACUCUCUUUUUAAGCAGUGGAGAAGAUACUGUUAUUCCCAUGGCAUUUUCAUAAUACUGUUUUAUCUGAAUUUUACUCUGCCCUGGUUUAAAAUAAUUUACAAUGUUAUUUUGUAUUACAGUUAUAGUUUGCUUUUGUUUAUAUCUUUUCUAAACCAUAUUUGUGCUUAUAAAUAUGCAAUAUUUUGGUUA